GCACACCCAACUGGAACUAAUCAGUUCCGACUACUCUCUUAUCUCUACUAUGGAGGAGCCAAACCAAAUCAAAGCAGUGUCGGAAGACGCCAAAGAAAAUAUCGCCGAACGUCUUGGUCUUACAGAGGAGGGCGUAUCUGCAGAUAUAUGUCUAAGGAGCGAAGCUGCGUGUGGAAGCAGUGUGGUCCCAUCUCAAACUCUGUAUAUUGUCAACCCGACAGCAUCGGAAAACAGAAAACCGGAUUGUUAUAAAGUUGGAUUGAAGGGUUACGGAGUGCCACACCAACACCCCCUCUACUCAACUAGCAACUCGGUGUACGGACGCCACGCCCCUCCCCCGGGGCUCAACAAGAAAAGGUUCCCACGCCGGGCCAAGUUCACCACGGACCUCUGCAAGUGUGGGAUCUACGAGGAUUUUCACCUGACCACUGAAGUCGAGACGGAUGUGGUCUACAGGCAAACGUUCGAUGUUUAGCCGUGAGAUAGCAGCCAGAUAGAGAAAAGAGAUGGACUGUAGUUGUAUGGUUUAUAUUAUUACCCUCUUAAGUGUACAGAUCAACUGGAGAUUGUUAGAUUAUUGCACACUGCAUGUCAGGUGAACAGGGGAUGUUGGGUAUUUUUAUACUAAAUAUAGAGCAGAAGAAGUGAGUGAGGUAUCAAAAAUGCGCGUGUGGUUUUAGGGAUGCAAAAAUACUUUCCUCUCUAGCAUUUUUUUUUGUACUGUGUUAAAGGUAAUAUAAUUAUACGUUUAUAAACUUUAGAGAGCUGUUUUUAAAGAGGGGGGUGAGAAAUGUGGGAAUAAAUAUGUUCAUAGUUCUGUCUCCUUUUUUUCCCAUCCUGGUUAUAAAUUAAAUAUGCAAAGAUUAAUUGGCAUAAUCUAUCGCUUGGUAAACUCUAUCUCUUGUUCUACUUUUACAACGUCUAUUUACACAAUGUUUCUGAGAAUGACAUGAGAUUAAUAAAGAGAAAUACGGAAAGAGA
Biomphalaria glabrata is the source of this 981-nucleotide messenger RNA. RefSeq lists its product as uncharacterized. NCBI's taxonomy places the organism in Eukaryota, Metazoa, Mollusca, Gastropoda, Planorbidae. Gene Ontology annotation, biological process: axoneme assembly. The transcript has 3 exons. The record is from RefSeq and is a predicted model, not a curated record. Bases 50 to 475 code for a protein of 141 amino acids. Gene Ontology annotation, cellular component: axonemal microtubule.